Ogataea philodendri is the source of this 912-nucleotide messenger RNA. RefSeq lists its product as uncharacterized. The record is from RefSeq and is a predicted model, not a curated record. NCBI's taxonomy places the organism in Eukaryota, Fungi, Ascomycota, Pichiomycetes, Pichiales, Pichiaceae. Gene Ontology annotation, molecular function: nicotinate-nucleotide diphosphorylase (carboxylating) activity. Gene Ontology annotation, cellular component: cytoplasm. The transcript has a single exon. Bases 1 to 912 code for a protein of 303 amino acids. Gene Ontology annotation, biological process: NAD+ biosynthetic process; quinolinate catabolic process.
AUGUCUACAUAUAAGAACCCAAACCCAGAUUUCGAACAUUUAUUACCCGCUUCAUCUCAUUGGAAGACAAAGAUCACAGACUGGUUACAGGAGGAUAUUCCUUCGUUUGAUUUCGGAGGUUUCGUGGUUGGAGAUAAUAUACAAUCUGCCACCCUCUAUUGUAAGAGCGAGGGUGUUCUCUGUGGAGUCCCAUUUGCCAACGAGGUGUAUAACCAGAACGGCCUAACAUACGAUUGGUAUGUCAAAGAAGGCACAUUUCUUGACCCAGCUUCUUCGGCAGAUAAAAAAAUCAAAGUUUGCACGGUUUCCGGACCAGUGAAAGACAUAUUAACUGCCGAGAGAUUGUCUCUGAACAUCUUAUGUCGGUUAAGCGGGAUCGCGACUCAAUCUUUCAAAACUGUUACUAGCGCUCGUCAAGCUGGAUACAAGGGAAUUAUUGCGGGGACCAGAAAAACGACACCAGGUUUGAGACAGCUGGAAAAGUAUGCAAUGCUCGUCGGAGGUAUCGACCCUCAUAGAAAUGACCUUUCAUCAAUGAUAAUGCUUAAAGAUAAUCAUAUCUGGGCAACUGGAUCUAUCACCAAGGCUGUUGAGAACGCUAGAAAAGUUGGAGGAUUUAGCAUCAAGAUCGAGGUGGAAGUGCAAAACGAGAAGGAUGCUGAUGAAGCAAUUGCUGCUGGUGCAGAUAUAAUCAUGCUAGAUAAUUUUCAAGGCGAGCAAUUACAAACGGUUUCCAAAUCUUUGCGUGAAAGAUGGUCAGGAACGAAACAUUUUCUCCUGGAGUGCAGUGGUGGUCUCACUUUACAAAACUUGGCCGAAUACUUGAGCAAUGACGUUGACAUAUAUUCAACAUCUUCAGUUCAUCAAGGUUGUUCUAUUGUUGAUUUCAGUUUGAAAAUAGCUAAAUCCUGA